AUGGCCGUCGCCCCGUCGGCCGCCAACGGCCCGGCGGUCAGCGGCGAUCCUCAAGAGCAGGUGCUCAGCCGCGAGGAUCUUGUCGACUACCGCGCCGUCCAGCGCACCUUUGACGGAGCCUAUGCUCGCACCGCCCUCGGCCAGCUCUGCUAUGCCGUCGUCAUCCUGCGCCUCUUUCAGGAAAAGUUCUUCUACGUCGGCUUGGCAUACUCGCUCUUUGCCGUCGGCUUCAUCCCCAUCGCCGUCUAUCGAUACCGCAACGCCGUUCAAAACGAGGACCGGUACAUUGAGCUGCAACCCGCUGUACAGCCGGAGAGCAACGGUCAAGGGCCCGCGUCAUCACAACCACCUGCGUCCACUGGCGGCACUGAGACCGAUCGCAUCGCCGUCUCGACUGCCCUCGAGCAGACCAUUGCACCGCGCCGCGGAAUCUACGUCAAGAGCUUUGUGACGGCGGGCUCAGUGGUCGCCGUGACAACCGUCGUUGUCACAGUCUUUGAGGUGGCGCUCUUGAUCCUCAUCUUUUUGGUGUAA
Messenger RNA from Pseudozyma flocculosa PF-1, 534 nucleotides. RefSeq lists its product as uncharacterized. The transcript has 2 exons. The record is from RefSeq and is a predicted model, not a curated record. NCBI's taxonomy places the organism in Eukaryota, Fungi, Basidiomycota, Ustilaginomycetes, Ustilaginales, Ustilaginaceae. The coding region runs from base 1 to 534 and encodes 177 amino acids.